AUGGGGACCAAGAAGGAUACAAUAUCCAAUGACAGUGUUAAUGAAAUAAAGAAGAAAACCACCUUCUACUAUGAAUGUGCCACCCAACUGGGAGUGUUCUUGGUCUUCAUUGUAGCUGAGGUUCUCAUGUUAGCUGUGAUGGCCUAUGACCGCUAUGUGGCCAUCUGUAACCCCCUGCUCUACAUGGCGGUGGUGUCUCGGCGGAUCUGCCGUCUGCUGGUGUCCCUCACAUACCUCUAUAGCUUUUCCACAGCUGUUGUGGUUCCAUCUUGUGUAUUCUCUGUGUCUUAUUGCUCUUCCAAUGUCAUCAAUCAUUUUUUCUGUGAUAUUGUCCCUCUUUUAGCAUUGUCCUGCUCUGACACUUACUUUGCAGAAACAGUAGUUUUUAUAUCUGCAACUACAGGUUUGUUGUUUUCCAUGACUAUAGUUCUUGUAUCUUAUUUCAACAUUGUUUUGUCCAUUCUAAGGAUACGUUCAUCAGAAGGAAGGAAAAAAGCCUUUUCCACGUGUGCUUCACACAUGGUGGCAGUCACAGUUUUCUAUGGGACACUACUAUUCCUGUAUGUGCAGCCUCAAACUAACCAUUCAAUGGAUACUGAUAAAAUGGCCUCCGUGUUUUAUAGACUGGUGAUCCCCAUGCUGAACCCUAUGAUCUAUAGCCUGCGGAAUAAGGAUGUGAAGGCUGCCGUAAAGAGAUUUCGGACAAAUUCAUGGUGUUCUUUUAAAUCAAUGUGGUUUUAG
Ceratotherium simum simum (southern white rhinoceros) is the source of this 741-nucleotide messenger RNA. Its product is annotated as olfactory receptor 8J3-like. Gene Ontology annotation, biological process: G protein-coupled receptor signaling pathway. The record is from RefSeq and is a predicted model, not a curated record. Gene Ontology annotation, cellular component: membrane. Gene Ontology annotation, molecular function: olfactory receptor activity; G protein-coupled receptor activity. NCBI's taxonomy places the organism in Eukaryota, Metazoa, Chordata, Mammalia, Perissodactyla, Rhinocerotidae.